GGUUAUAUAUGGGGCCACUAUGGGGGAUAUUAUGGGCUAAAUAACAUAUAUGGGGCCAGUUAUGGGGUCUAUAGGGUCUAUAGGACACCCAACCCCAUCGGUGGGCCCCACCUUUGCCAUCGCCCUUUUAAAUUAUACCGGAAGUCUCAAAAGGAACCGGAAGCAGGAAGUAUUCCACGCAAAGCACUCUGGGAAAGCGACGGCGGCGUCCGGAGCGACGCCAUUAUGGCUGCCGCGUUGGAUUUGGGGUCGAAGGAGCAGAAGGACGCGGCCUUGGACCGACGCAUCGCGGCGCUGAGGAAGAAGAACGAGGCCUUGGUGCGACGGUACCAGGAAAUAGAGGAGGAUCGACGACGUGCUGAAUUGAGGGGGGGGGCUGUGACUGCACCGCGACGGACCCGGGACCCACAGCGUCGCUAUGGGGCAGCGGUAGAUGGUCUCCAUGACCGGAAUCCCGUCCGGAACUUUCUGGAUGAUCCCCGACGUUGUGGUCCUGCUCAAGAAGAGGGGAGUCGACGACAUGGACGUAACUGGGGGGGACCCGACUUCGAGGGCGUGAGGGUGGGAAUGGAGCGAGAGAAGGGUCGGAACCCGAAGUCGGUUGACGUGACGCUGUCGAUGACGGGUCGGGAACGGGCCGAAUACGAGCGAUGGAAACGGGAACGGGAUCGAAUCGACCGCGAGCGGCUGGAACGGCACCGACAGCCCAGCGGGAAAUGGCGCCGGGAAUGGGACGCCCAUAAAACAGACGGCAUGUUUAAGGACGGCGCCCCCCCUCAGAUCCCGUAAAUCUCCCCCCCCCCUUAUAUUAUGGGCCAAUUACCCCCAUUUAAUUGUGGGGGGGGGGCACAUAAUAAACCUUAAUAUCUGCCCAGCCCCAACACAACCCCCCACUUUGCCCCCCGACGGAGGAAGGGUCGGGGUCGUGCUCCCCCUCCCAGCAAAGGAUAUAGCAUGCACGACGACCGCUGGGAGGAAGAGAAGCAACAGGAGGAGGUGAGAACCCCCCCCCCCCCUAGAAAAUAA
Molecule: messenger RNA, 1026 nt
Organism: Coturnix japonica (Japanese quail)
Lineage: Eukaryota; Metazoa; Chordata; Aves; Galliformes; Phasianidae
Source: RefSeq, a predicted model, not a curated record